AUGAUGAAGCCUGCUCUUAUCACUCUUGCCGCAGCUGGCGUGGCAUCAGCUCUCGUGGCUACUGCCUCCGAGCCUGCUCUUUCUGAUAUCGCUGCUGCACAGGCCACUACUCUGCCCGAGACUACUACUUCCGAUGUUAAAGGUCUUGCUUUUGAUCGGUUUUACCAGGUCUGGCUCGAGAACACUGAUUACAAUGAUUCUGCUGCCGAUUCCAACCUGCAGUGGCUGGCUGAGCAAGGUAUCUUGCUGACCAACUUCUAUGCCGUCACCCACCCCUCAGAGCCCAACUACUGUGCUGCUGCUGGUGGUGAUACCUUUGGAAUGGACAACGACAAGUUCAACCAGAUUCCCGCCAAUGUCUCCACCGUUGCUGAUCUGUUGGAUACCAAGUCCAUCUCGUGGGCCGAGUACCAGGAGCAUGACCCUUACCCCGGCUUCCAGGGUUACAACUACUCGAACCAGGAGACUUACGAUAACGACUACGUGCGCAAGCACAACCCCUUUGUUCUCUUCGACUCCGUUGUUUCCAACGACACUCGUGCUCGUCAGAUCAAGAACUUCACCGCUUUUGACAACGAUCUGAGCAACAAGCAGCUUCCGCAGUGGGCAUUCUUUACCCCCAACAUGACCAAUGAUGCACACGACACCAACAUCACCUUUGCUGCCAACUGGGAGCGCAACUGGAUCUCCAAACUGCUGACCAACGACUACUUCAUGAACAAUACUCUUGUUCUCCUUACCUUUGACGAGGACUCAACCUAUGCCAAGAAGAACAAGGUCUUCAGCGUCCUGGUCGGCGGUGUCAUUCCCGACAGCUUGAAGAACACCACUGAUGAUACCUUCUACACCCACUACUCCAGCAUCGCCUCCGUUUCUGCCAACUGGGGUCUUCCCUCCCUGGGCCGAUGGGACUGCGGAGCCAACAUCUUCCAAAUUGUUGCCAACCAGACCGGAUACGUCAACUAUGAUGUUGAUGUCACCAACCUGCACUUGAACGAGACCUACCCCGGUCCCUUAUCCGCUGGUGAAUACUCCGAGUACUCCUCCGUCUGGCCCAACCCCCUGACCACCGGCUCUUGCUCUGCUGGUCACGGUAUCUUGGAUGCAGUCAAGCAGAACUUCGCCAACACCACCCCCACUUACAACUACACCUCUCCUUUCCCCUACGAUUCCGUUUCGGGUUACAACACUGAGGUUACUGCUACUCGCAAGUCUAGCAACUCCAGCUCGAACACCACCACCAGCGCUACUGCUACCGCCACUGGCGGUGCUGCUGCCAAUAUUGCAUCUGUCUCCACCUUGUUGACUGGGGCUAUGCUGACCGUGCUUGCUUGCUAUCUGUGA
Messenger RNA from Penicillium taxi, 1344 nucleotides. Its product is annotated as acid phosphatase PHOa. Lineage: Eukaryota; Fungi; Ascomycota; Eurotiomycetes; Eurotiales; Aspergillaceae. Gene Ontology annotation, biological process: phospholipid catabolic process. The transcript is spliced from 3 exons. The coding region runs from base 1 to 1344 and encodes 447 amino acids. The record is from RefSeq and is a predicted model, not a curated record. Gene Ontology annotation, molecular function: hydrolase activity, acting on ester bonds.